This is a messenger RNA of Lineus longissimus, 1069 nucleotides long. Its product is annotated as post-GPI attachment to proteins factor 2-like. Gene Ontology annotation, biological process: GPI anchor biosynthetic process. The transcript is spliced from 5 exons. The record is from RefSeq and is a predicted model, not a curated record. Lineage: Eukaryota; Metazoa; Nemertea; Pilidiophora; Heteronemertea; Lineidae. Gene Ontology annotation, cellular component: Golgi membrane; endoplasmic reticulum membrane. Bases 3 to 866 code for a protein of 287 amino acids.
GCAUGGCGACUGACACUGUGAUACGAGGAUGUGCGACGCCGCCCGUUUUUCAACUUAUUUCUCGUAAGAAAACAUUGUCAACGCCAAAAACGAACCGAGAUUCAAGUAAAGAUCCAGGCGCCCUGUUCUCUAUACCUCUGAGAAAAAUUCAUGCGACCUGUGCCGUGAUUGCUGGCGGAAGUUUCAUCUCCUGUGUUUUGAUCAGUUUGCUGUUUGAUUUCGAGACGGCUACUACCACAAGUUGCCAGGUCCAAAACUACAUGCCAUCAAUAAGCGCUUCAACAAGUUUAGUCCCCGAGCAAUACAUAUGGAGAACCAGCAUAGGUUUAACUAUUGGAUAUCAUUAUCUUUUCAUCAUACUGAACUACAAAUUUUUCUCCGAAAACUUUAAUGUUCAGCAGACAACUCUUUACCAGGCUUUCGUGAAGUGUUCUGCUCUCGUGGGAUUCAUGGAGACCAAUGGCUUGGUCGGAUUAACGUUUAUCACUUCGUCAGAAGAUCAUCCUUCCCAUCAUAAAUGUUUUGUAGUCUUCAUGUCGUGCGCGAUAACUAACAUGUUGAUGUACGUGGUUGUGAUACAAUGGGCACACGAAUGGCAGCCCCUCAGAGGGAAGAUGCUGAAGACAUACAUCCAAAAGCGUAACGCAUUUGUAUUCAACGCUACUACAUUUGCCUUUGCUUAUUACUUUUUUAUUAGACAUCAUACUUACUGUGAGCCUGGAGUUUACAGUCUAUUUGCGCUGUGUGAGUACCUGGUUGUACUGUCAAAUAUCUACUCCCAUCUCAUCGAUUCCCUCUACAUAUUCAAUGACAGCGAGUUCUACAUAUCGUACCCAGGUGGUCGGGCUGACGUCAAAGAUAAAUAACUCAUGUUGACUCCAUUUACACACUUUGGUGAUUACCUUCUCUGUGUUUUUUGGGUAAAGAGCAUAGACUUAUUUACCAAGAAAUUAUAAUUCAGCGAUUGAGUAUAUACAAACGUAUAUGGUAGACAUGCAGCUAAACGCUAUAAUCGUGUUUUGGUCAAGACAUGGUCGCAGGAUAAUAUUUAUCAUCCUGUAAUGUUGAA